AUGGAUCCCGCCGUAGCGUGGUAUCAGCCCGAGCAGGAAGGACCCGCGAAGCGCCUGUGGCUUCGUAUCUGGGAAACCCAAAGUGAAAUAGACAAAAUGAAUUUAAAAAACUUAGAGAACGCUAAUCCUAAUGUGAAUAAAGCUCAAGACUUUAUACCAAUAAAUGAUGUGAACGGUGAAAGUAGGAAUAAUAAUUAUUUCAACCCAGCACGGAGGAAAAUGAACGAUAACCGUGCAUCGACUUUUAACCUGAACAAAAAUCGUGAUGCUCUCAUAGGUGAAUUCGGUGGUUGUCCGUGGAGAAUACCAAAUUAUAUUUAUAAGCCUGGAAUUUUGGGGCUGCACGAGGAGAUCGAACACUUCCACGCGUACAUGACGCCGACAGAGACAGAACACCUGAUGAGGUCUACAGUGGUCUCCCGUAUCCGCAACGUGAUUCUCGCGCUAUGGCCACAGGCCCGCGUCGAGGUCUUCGGCUCCUUCCGCACUGGUCUCUACCUCCCCACUAGUGAUGUGGAUCUAGUCGUCAUCGGACAAUGGGAGAAGCUGCCGCUGUGGACCCUGGAGCGAGAGCUGGUGGUUCAGGACAUCGCCGAGAAGGAGAGCAUCAAAGUGCUGGAGAAGGCAACAGUGCCAAUUGUGAAGAUGACUGACAAAUAUUCUGAUGUGAAGGUGGACAUUUCAUUCAACAUGAGCAGCGGUGUCAAAAGUGCCGAGUUGAUCAAACAGUACAAGGAAAAAUACCCAGUGCUCUCCCCUCUGGUGAUGGUUCUGAAGCAGUUCCUGCUCCAGCGGGACCUGAACGAGGUGUUCACCGGCGGCAUCUCCUCCUACUCCCUAAUACUGAUGUGCAUCAGCUUCCUGCAGCUCCACCCGAGGCCUGAACGAGUGCGCCGCUGCAAUAACCUUGGUGUUUUGCUCAUUGAGUUCUUCGAGCUGUAUGGCAGGAAGUUCAACUACGUGAAGACAGCCAUCAGGGUGAAGAAUGGAGGAUCCUAUGUCUCCAAGGAUGAGAUACAGAAAGAAAUGAAUGAUGGCCAUCGACCAUCUCUAUUGUGCAUAGAGGAUCCCUUAACGCCGGGCAACGAUAUUGGACGCUCAAGUUAUGGAGCUAUGCAAGUCAAGCAGGCGUUCGACUACGGGUACAUCAGCCUGCAGCAGGCGGUGGCGCCGCACAACACUCUGCUGGCUCGCUGCAGCGUGCUGGGCCGCGUGCUGCGCGUCACGGACCACGUGCUGCAGUACCGGCGCUGGGUGCGCGACACCUUCCAGCCGUACUUCUUCCCGCGGCUGCGCGCAGUCGAGCCCGCGCGCUCGCCCACGCCCACUCCCACGCCGACGCCCACGCCCACGCCCUCGCCUUCGCCGUCGGAUACCGACCCGGAGUGGUCGGACAGCGGGUCCCGCGCGGCGGGCACGCCCCCGUCCCCGGUGGCGGAGGCUGUCCCCGCGGGGCCGGGCGGCGCGGGGCCAGCCCCCGCCGCGACCUGUGUCCCCGCUGUCCCCGCUGCCCCCGCUGUCCCCGCGGCGGGCGGGCGCACGUCCCCGCCUCCGCUGUCGGCGCUGCAGUGCUCGUCGCCGACGCCCCGCCGAGUCUCCGCUCACCAGAGCCUCAUCAUACACCACAUUACGAGCAACUCCGACUUCAACAAUAUACCCUCAGGCGUAAUACAACGAUACAGCAGUGGUGAGAACAAGAACCGGAACCCGCGCUCGUACGCCAAGCAACGGCGGUACGCGUCGCCCCCCGGGCCCGCGCCCCCCUCCCACCCCGCGCCCCCCGGCGGCCCCCACCCCCGCCGCCACGAGCCGCGCCACAACAAGAAGCGCAGACAAACCCACCACACGCACCCGCCGCGAUGA
Molecule: messenger RNA, 1863 nt
Organism: Achroia grisella
Lineage: Eukaryota; Metazoa; Arthropoda; Insecta; Lepidoptera; Pyralidae
Product: terminal nucleotidyltransferase 4A-like
Exons: 9
Coding region: 1-1863 (620 amino acids)
Biological process (GO): RNA 3'-end processing
Cellular component (GO): nucleolus; TRAMP complex
Molecular function (GO): mRNA binding; poly(A) RNA polymerase activity
Source: RefSeq, a predicted model, not a curated record